This is a messenger RNA of Drosophila biarmipes, 588 nucleotides long. RefSeq names its product eumenine mastoparan-OD. The record is from RefSeq and is a predicted model, not a curated record. Lineage: Eukaryota; Metazoa; Arthropoda; Insecta; Diptera; Drosophilidae. The transcript has 2 exons. The coding region runs from base 78 to 410 and encodes 110 amino acids.
UGCCCUACUGGCCCUAGUGGCUGGCCACCUAUAAAAGCUGGCCCCAUCCCAGUAGCGGUCAGUUCACUCCGAGGACCAUGAAAUUCCUGACGGUAUUCGCAUUCGCCUGUGUGGCCGCGUUUGUGGUGCUCCACAGCGCCUACGGCUCCCCCCUGCCGGAGCCCGUUCCUGAUCCCAGUCCAGUGGCCGAUCCCAAGCCCAAGGCGGAGCCAUCGCCCGACCCCGAGCCCGUAGCUAGUCCCAAGGCAGAGGCGAAUGCCAAUCCCUUGCCAGCAGCUUCUCCGGUGGAGCCAAAGGGAGCCCAGACCGCCGGAGGUGAUGCCAACUUCGUGGCCCUGUCCGCCAACGCGGACCCCAUGGUUCCGGCCCCAGGAGCUGCGGCUCCGAAAAUGGACGAGGCCCAGGCUUAGUCGGGGAAUCACCCAUCUUUGAGGAGCACCAGCAGCAGCUAAUCUAACUGGAGCCUGCACAUCCGCACACAAGGAGACACACACACAUAUAUCUUAAUCUCCGGUAUUUAAUGUAUGUUUGCAUUUAUGUAAUCCAACCUUCAGCAUGGGCAUUAAUAAAAUUGCAAAAAAAAGGUGA